AUGCUUAGCCGCAGAUGUGUUUUUCCUCUUAUCAUUCGCCCAUUGAAACUCUUGAAUGAUUCAAUAUUAGAGGACCUUGAAAAAAAUUUACACUCUAAUGAGCCUCUUUCUAAUUUAAAUGAUAUAAAUGAUAAGAAUUAUGUAAUAACUAAUGAUAGUAUAUUAUUGAAAUUUGAUGUUUCACAAUAUAAACCUGAUGAAUUAUCUGUUAAUUUUAUUGAUGGAGUUCUCGUUGUUGAAGGAAGCCAUGAAGAAAAGGAUGAUGCACAGGGAUUAGUUAAACGACAUUUUAUAAGAAAAUUUAAUUUACCAAAAUCUUUAAAGGCUGAAGAUAUUAAAAGUGAAUUGUCAAAAGAAGGAAUAAUGACUAUCGAAGGAAAAUGUCAUGUUGAAGAUGAUAAAAAUGUAAGAAACAUACACAUUAAUGUUGAAUAA
This is a messenger RNA of Strongyloides ratti, 435 nucleotides long. Its product is annotated as Protein lethal(2)essential for life. NCBI's taxonomy places the organism in Eukaryota, Metazoa, Nematoda, Chromadorea, Rhabditida, Strongyloididae. The record is from RefSeq and is a predicted model, not a curated record. The transcript has a single exon. The coding region runs from base 1 to 435 and encodes 144 amino acids. Gene Ontology annotation, molecular function: protein folding chaperone. Gene Ontology annotation, biological process: response to heat; IRE1-mediated unfolded protein response; protein refolding.